Molecule: messenger RNA, 459 nt
Organism: Pieris macdunnoughi
Lineage: Eukaryota; Metazoa; Arthropoda; Insecta; Lepidoptera; Pieridae
Source: the annotation of a GenBank genome assembly
AUGGGAGGCGUGGACAGGAAAGAUCAAUUCCUGUCUGCUCAGCCCUUAGAACGUACAAAAAACAAAAUUUGGUACAAAAAACUUUUUCGUCGCAUGUUAAAUGCAGCAUUAUUUAAUUGCUUUGUUAUUUUUAAGUCCGCAAAUCCCAAAAUUUCCCAUAGGCAGUUUAGGACAAUUCUGGCGGAAGACUUAUUAAAAAUACACAGAAAUAUUGACCUGACUACGGAACCCCGACUUAUUACAUCUCGAACCGGACUGACACUGACACCGCGACCAAGACCAACAACAACCAAUAGACCUCACCUAGAACACAGACACUUUCCAGUGAGAAAUGGGCAUAAACAAGCUCGCUGUUGGAUGUGCGCCCAGCGAAAGGUCACUGUAAGAACUGUAUGGAAGUGUCUAGAAUGCAACAUAAAUAUAUGCAUUGAAGGCUGCUUUAUGGAGUACCACAUUUAA